UCACAAAAUUAAUCAAUCAAACAAACGGUCUUUUCAGUGAUAUCUCUCGUUCUCCGAGCCCUAAGCAAAUAAUACUCUUACAAGAAGAAGAAGAAGAAGAAGAAGAGGAUCAUCAUCAUCUCGCUACUUACUCAUCGUCUUCCUUGUGAGUUGAAGAUUAUCCAAAAUGACAUACCCUUCCGAAAAGACAAAAAGGGUCUUUGCUAUAAGAGAUUUUCCAAAUGGAUGUGGGACUCGCUCUCUUCAGAAUCAUACAAGUGUUAAUCGUAAAGCUGUUCCGGUCACAAGUGAGAUACGACAAGAAUCGAUUGGUGUUACUAAUCGUGGUCACCACCACCGUAGUAGGCCUGCUUGUCCUGUCAAUGAAGUUGAAUCGAUUGAUGAGAUUAUGAAGAAAGCUGGCUUCAAUGUCCCAGCUAGGAGUCAUGCUGCUGACAGGGGAAGAAGAUCUGUUUCAUCUCACACUAAGUUCGCUCCAUCUUGCGGAAGCAAAGUGAAACCGCUUAGUUCUGAGGAAGCUUUCAGGCUAAGUGCCUCUCAUAGUAGAAGAAGACAACCUUCGUAUACCAGCAGCGAGAGGAAGCUUUUGUUAGCCAAAGCUGUUGAAAAACAGAGAAACUCACCUGAGAAGGGUAAUGCAACUGCGCUAAGGGCAAAAGAUCAAAGACUUGGACUUAACCCGGUUACGAGACAAAACCAGAUAACCAAAGCUCUUACACCACGCGAGCAAGUUCAAAAGGUGUUGCGUCUUUUCAAGCUUGUGUUUAAAGAGCUGGACCCAGACAAAGCAGGGCGGCGGCAUUACGAAGCACGAGCCAUCCUCAUGAGCGAGGGGAUGCUUGUGAACGCUAAGAAGAUGAUUGGACCAGUCCCUGGGAUUGAGAUUGGAGACGAGUUCCAGUACAAAUCAGAACUCAACUUGAUCGGUCUCCACUUCGACAUCAGAGGUGGCAUUGACUACAUUACUAGAGGAGACGACUUGAAGCUAGCUACGAGCAUCAUUUCAUCGGAAGGGAAUGGUUACACGGAUAGGUUUAACUCCGAUGUGAUGAUUUACUCAGGGCAGGGAGGUAACUUGAGGAGCAAGGAUCAGAGAGUGGUCAAAGAUCAGAAGCUUGAGACGGGCAACUUGGCUCUGGCUAACAGCAUGGAGGCAAAGACUCCGGUGAGAGUGAUACGUGGCGUUAAGGGAUUGGGCCAGAAGAGAAACUGUUACGUGUAUGAUGGGUUGUACUUGGUUCAGGAAUAUUGGAGAGAGAGGGGACGUGGAGGUAGUGUUGUGUUUAAGUUCAAGCUAUGUAGAGUUGCUGGUCAGGUUUCCACUAACUUGAAAUAUUUAGUGUGAGUUGGAAAGCUUCUUUUUGGGUGUGGAGAAUGGAGAUAGUAUCAGAGUAAAGGAACUUUGCUUGCUAAUCAUAACAUAACAGUAGGGUUUGGAAUCUUUUGCUUUCUUGUCAGAUAUGCUUUACCCUUUCUUUUGUAUUGAUGCUUUUGUUUCUGUUUUUGUACAAAGUUAUUAAUAAUGCUAUCUUUAGUAAUAA
Messenger RNA from Raphanus sativus (radish), 1541 nucleotides. RefSeq names its product YDG domain-containing protein At5g47160. Lineage: Eukaryota; Viridiplantae; Streptophyta; Magnoliopsida; Brassicales; Brassicaceae. The coding region runs from base 167 to 1345 and encodes 392 amino acids. The transcript is spliced from 2 exons. The record is from RefSeq and is a predicted model, not a curated record.